AUGAAUGUUGCAAUUCUCAUUACUGGUAGCAGAGGAGAUGUUCAACCUUUUGUCGCCCUGGGAAAUGUCUUGCAGAAAGCGCCGUACAACCACCGUGUGAGGAUCUGUACGCAUCCUAACUUCAAGGACUUUGUCGAAGAGAACGGACUCGAGUUCCACUCCAUUGGCGGUGAUCCCGAGAAACUCAUGUCAUACAUGGUUCGUAACCCUGGUGUGAUUCCCAGCUUCGAGUCUAUGAAAGCUGGUGACGUUGGUGAUCGUCGUGAAGAGAUCGCAGAGAUGUUGGAAGGUUGCUGGAGAGCGUGUACACAAGCCGGAAAUGGAAUGGAUCCCAUCAAACUUCCGGCAACGAACAAAAUCAGCUCGGAGACUAUCAUGAAGCUACCGGAUCCUUUCGUCGCCGACGCCAUCAUCAGUAACCCACCUGCAUAUGCCAACAUCCAUAUCGCUGAGAAAUUGGCUGUACCGUUGCACAUGAUGUUCACCAUGCCCUGGAGCCCGACAACUGCAUUCGCUCAUCCUUUGGCUAACUUGGAUACCGACAAAGGAGACAGGAAGCUCGCAAACUAUCUUUCGUACUACAGCAUGGAACUACUCACAUCAGAAGGUCUGAUAGACUUGAUCAACGACUUCAGAGAGAAUACGCUAGCAUUGGACCCUCUACAUGCUGCCUGGGCUCAUCAGUUGCUGCCUCAAUUAAAGGUGCCAUUCACAUACUGCUGGUCACCCGCACUCAUCCCGAAACCAGAAGACUGGGGUUCGCAUAUCACAAUCAGUGGCUUCUUCUUCAUGGACCCCAAGAAAGACUUCAAGUUCGAUGACGAUCUCAAGAAGUUUUUGGACGCUGGCGAUCCUCCAGUUUACAUUGGAUUUGGCUCGAUCGUUGUUGACGAUCCGGAAGCAAUGACGAAUAUGAUUCUGGAUGCUGUAAAACAGCUCGGUAUCAGAGCUCUGGUAUCCAAAGGUUGGGGUGGCAUCGGUGGUGAAGACGUUCCUGAUAACGUUUUCCUGCUUGGUAAUGUCCCACACGAUCAACUCUUCCCUCACUGUUCAGCUGUAGUCCAUCACGGAGGUGCUGGAACCAAUGCGAUUGGUAUCAGUCUUGGAUGUCCCACUGUCGUUGUGCCUUUCUUUGGUGAUCAACCGUGGUGGGGAGAAAUGAUCCACCGAGCCGGCGCCGGACCGUCGCCUAUACCUUACAAGGAGCUGGACGCCGACAAGCUGGCCAACCAGAUUAGAGAAGCUCUGAAGCCCGAGACAAAAGAGCGCGCAAAAGAACUUGCCGCCAAGAUCAAGGAAGAAACUGGUGCAAAGACCGCCGCCAAAAUGUUCCACGAUACACAGCAGAUGAAAAAUAUUGGCUGUUUCUUGUGUCCUGAUCAAGUGGCGGUAUACCGCGUGAGAAGAACUAACGUCAGACUCAGCGCUCUUGCCGCUGGCAUCCUGGUCGACCAUGGCAAACUCGAGCCUCAGCAUCUCAAGCUGAUCCGGAAGAAGCGCUGGUAUGUCGAGAAAGGCGCCCAGGAACCUGUUAUUGGUAUCUUCGCUGCAAUCGAGACGACAGGAGUCGGAUACAAGAACUGCUUCAGUCGUUUGGGCAAGGAUCUACACUCUAACAAGGCGGAUAAGCCAGCGAACCACAUUAUGGUUGGCGAUGCUGAGGCUGCUGGAGAAGUACCAGGAGCCAUAAAAGCUAUCGGCAAGUUCGGUGGUUCCUUGGGCAUGAACACUCUGAGACUACCUGUGGACCUCCUGUAUAAUAUGGCCAAUGGCUUCCACAACUUCCCUUAUCAUUUCAUGGAUGAUGAUACUGUUCGAGUCCGCGGUGAGAUCAGCGGAGUCAUGUCGGGAACGAAAGUCGGCUUCCAGGAGCUCGUUUUCGGCUUCUACGACGCCUUUACAGGUAUCGUCACACAGCCUGUCCGGGGCUACAAGAGACAUAGCGACGAAGGAGUCGGAGCUAGGGUUUGGGGUGCUACCAAAGGAACUGGCAGAGGUCUGGUCGGGUUCGUCUCGAAAAGCUCGGCCGCGGCCCUGGGUGUCCCUGGCUACGGUUUCAAGGGACUCGAAAGAUCCGUUCGUAACGGCUGGAAGACACGCGACACUCCCAACGAAAACAGUCUAGCUCUCUUGGAUGCACUCCGAGGUAAAGGAGAACGUUCAGGAGACCGAGCACUAGGAAACGCAGCGUUAGCACUGGUUUCUAAUGCGCAGGGCAACAGUAUCAACCAACAGAUCAGAGGCAGAAGGGGUUGGCAGUGUUUCAUGGAGUUGCAACACCUUCGACAGAAUGAUGACAAAGCUUCGGUCAAGGAGGAAGAGGUGUUGCAAGGCUGGGACCACCUCAGGGUCCCGAAAGAGUUCACUCGUGUUGACGAUUGAAGUACGACAGACUAUGGUAUGAGUAGUGAUGGAUAUAAUUUGUAAUAAUAGUAAUGCAUGAUGAUCAACAUACGCCAGACGUUCCUGCCAUGAUAAUCCUAGAACCACGACUUCUGGC
Messenger RNA from Aureobasidium subglaciale EXF-2481, 2500 nucleotides. RefSeq names its product glycosyltransferase family 1 protein. Gene Ontology annotation, biological process: carbohydrate metabolic process. Gene Ontology annotation, molecular function: hexosyltransferase activity; UDP-glycosyltransferase activity. Lineage: Eukaryota; Fungi; Ascomycota; Dothideomycetes; Dothideales; Saccotheciaceae. The record is from RefSeq and is a predicted model, not a curated record. Bases 1 to 2382 code for a protein of 793 amino acids. The transcript is spliced from 5 exons.